This is a messenger RNA of Gastrolobium bilobum, 1359 nucleotides long. RefSeq lists its product as uncharacterized. Bases 1 to 1359 code for a protein of 452 amino acids. Lineage: Eukaryota; Viridiplantae; Streptophyta; Magnoliopsida; Fabales; Fabaceae. Gene Ontology annotation, molecular function: protein binding. The record is from RefSeq and is a predicted model, not a curated record. The transcript has a single exon.
AUGCCAUCACAUCAUGAGAAAAGUUGUGCAUGUUCAUCCCUCGUUCAACCACGCUGCUUUGAUAGCAUAUGGAACACGCUGAAAGUAAGCUUGUUAAAGAUUAGAACAACUGCUAAUAAAACAUUGAGUGGAAAAGAAGAGAAGAAACAUGAGUGCACGUGGACAAGUCUCCCAGAUGAUAUCAUGGAACUGAUUAUGAAGCGAUUGUGCCUCAAAGAUUGCCUUGGAUUGCGUGAAAUAUGCACCCCUUGGAGGGAUACCGUUGCUAAUGCCAUUGCAAACAAGCAUUGCCACCCAUUGCCUCAACUGCCAGUGCUUGUCCUCAAAUAUAAGGAAUCAUCCAGAGUUUUAAGCUUGAGGACAGAAAGUCUACUUUAUUCCAAAAGACCACUACUUGAGAAAAUACAGAGAAUUCGAGGCUCAGUUGAAGGAUGGAUGAUUGUGAGGGAAUAUUCUAAUGUGGGUAGUCGUAGUGUUACCAUUUUCUUCUUCAAUCCAGUAACUAAUGCUAGAGUCUUUGUCCCAUCAGUGUUAAAUUUCCCAUCCAACUCUCCCCUUCAAGCUGAUAAGUUGUUGAUGAAAAAAAUGGUAGCCUCCUCCAAACCCGAUUGCUUGGAUUGUUUUUUGGUUUGUCUCUUCAAUGAUUAUUGUCACAUUACAUUUUGUAGACUUUCUGACAAGUCAUGGACUACAAUUGAAGCAGAUAGGGAUACAGGGGUUCAUUUUAUGGAUGUGGAAAUUAUUGAUACGAAAUUGUAUGCUCUAACUUUCAAGUCCAUAUUGAUUUAUGAUUUGCAAGAUUCGAGUGACAACCCCCCAAAGCCUAAAGUAUUAGCUAUGCUUCCACCAACGCCACGAGUAGUAUCAACUGUAAUUGGUAACCAACGUUUUGACAUGGGUAAAGUUUUCCCCUGCCUAGUCAAAGAUGAUGCAUUAGGAGAUUUAUUCCUCAUUUACAUGUUCUGUAACUGUGCUUACGAAGCACAACAUGCUGGCUAUUUGAGCACUGUCACCGAAUAUCUUACCCCGCCUGAGAUGACCAGAGUUGAAGUAUUCAAGUUGAAGACAAGUAAUGAAACUAAUCAGUGGAUCAAGGUUGAUAACUUGGGGGACCGCGUGCUGUUUGUUGGCUAUAUCAAGAGCAUGGUAAUGUCAAGGGCAGCACUUAAUAGCACUGAAAAGUUAAUUACAAGAAAUAUUAUCUUUUUUGCUUUUCGUUUUUAUUGUGCUCCAAACCCAUGGGCAGGCGUUCAAUUGGGGAGUAUUUGCUUGGAUGAUAACCGCGUCAGAUAUUUUACUACGGAGAAAUCAAGUCCUUGUGUCCCUUUUCCUUUUUGGUUUGUACCAAGUCUUUGGUAA